GCAGGUGGAGGCAGGUAGAGAGAAAGAGCGAGCAGGUAUAUAAAGGCCCACAGCUCCGUCGACCAGCACAGUCGAUCCAAGACAGCCAAAGCAACAUGUUCUCGAAGUUGGUCCUGUGUGCCUUACUGGCAGUAGUGGCUGCCAAGCCCCAGGGAGGAUACGGGGCACCUCAGCCAUCCUACACCUCAGGUCCUGUAGUCCCCAUCCUGAAGGACGAGCGUCAGGGACCUGAUGAGUUCGGCAACUACAACUUCGAGUUCGAGACUGGUGACGGCAUCAGUCGCCAUGAGCAGGGCGCCCCCCAGGGGGAGACUGGCGCCGUGGCGUCUCAGGGAGGAUGGUCAUUCACCUUCCCUGACGGCACCCCAGGAGUCUUCAACUUCGUGGCCGACGCUGCAGGUGGUUACCAGGUACAGUCUGACCUGCUGCCCACGCCCCAUCCUCUCCCCGCCCACGCCAUCGCCCAGAUCGAAUUCGCCCGUCUUAACCCAAGCCCUUCCUCCGGCCCCGGACCCCAGUACGGUGGUCCUCCCCCACGGUACAACUAAACACCUGAGGACCCCCAGUGCCUCUAUACCCACUAUCCUGUCCCUUCAACACUGAGUCGCCCAAGUUAAUAAGUCCCUUCCAGUCUCCGUUACCUGGUGGUCACGACUCCCUCAGUAGUGACCAUCAGCAGUGAGGGAGACCAAGGGAUGGAUUCUUAUUUUCUCAACAAGACUUCCAGAAAAACCUUGAGGCAACUUCGCCGAAUAUUCUGGUCACCUUCUGGUCCACACUGUGUCAACCUUCCACUGUAGGGAUGUACAGCUGUAGUCUUCUUGUAGGUCUUGAUUAUAUUCCCCACUUGGAGAGUACUACAGAGGCCAGGUUGACCUCUCCCUCCUCCCUAUGACUGUAGUUGGGCUGCCUGAAUACUUUCUCACCUCCUGUUGACCUUCUCACUCUCAUCACUCUAGUGUUAUACGAUGGAUCUUGUCUACGUAUUUAUUAAUAUUUGUUGAUUUUGUAGAUAUGUGAUUAAACGAUGAACCGCAAA
This is a messenger RNA of Homarus americanus (American lobster), 1039 nucleotides long. Its product is annotated as cuticle protein AM1199-like. The record is from RefSeq and is a predicted model, not a curated record. The transcript has 3 exons. Gene Ontology annotation, cellular component: chitin-based extracellular matrix. Gene Ontology annotation, molecular function: structural constituent of chitin-based larval cuticle. NCBI's taxonomy places the organism in Eukaryota, Metazoa, Arthropoda, Malacostraca, Decapoda, Nephropidae. The coding region runs from base 96 to 548 and encodes 150 amino acids.